Messenger RNA from Gastrolobium bilobum, 1539 nucleotides. Its product is annotated as E3 ubiquitin-protein ligase RDUF2-like. Gene Ontology annotation, molecular function: ubiquitin protein ligase activity. Gene Ontology annotation, biological process: protein ubiquitination. Bases 233 to 1390 code for a protein of 385 amino acids. The transcript has a single exon. Gene Ontology annotation, cellular component: cytoplasm. The record is from RefSeq and is a predicted model, not a curated record. Lineage: Eukaryota; Viridiplantae; Streptophyta; Magnoliopsida; Fabales; Fabaceae.
CACCCUCUCUAUCUCUCUCUCUCUCUCUCGCUCUCUCGCUCUCUCAUGGAAACCAUGACGAAGAGAUUCAAUUAAUCAUUUUCUGACCUUUCAUUGCAAGAUUUGAUUUUGAACUUUACCAUUCCCACUCUUUCUCUCUCUGAGUAAUAUUCAGCUUUCGGCGAAUUCGAUUCUGGGGGUGUAUAAAGUUUGGUUUUUUCUUAUCUUUGUUGGAAAGGGUAUUCGGAUCUAUAUGUACAUGUCUUCCUAUUGGUGUUACAGGUGUAAUAGAUUCAUCAGGUUAUGGAGGGAAGACGUGGCGAUUUGUCCCGGUUGCGACAGUGGAUUUGUCGAAGAAAUCGAAAAUCCUAACCGUUCUGUCCACGUGGACGGGCGACGUCGGCGGUUCCCGGCUGCAGCGGCCAUGUACAUGAUCGAUCAGAAUUCUCGUUCCGCUCACCGGCGGCACUGCAGAAACAGAGGCGGUAACCGUUCACCGUUCAAUCCGGUCAUCAUGCUACGCGGUGGAUCCGCGGAGGGGACAAGUCGCGAGGGCGGAGACAGUCGUGGCUUCGACCUUUUCUACGACGACGGUGCCGGUUCCGGUCUCAGACCUUUGCCUCCGAGGAUGUCGGAGUUUCUUCUUGGAUCUGGAUUCGACAGGGUAAUGGAACAGCUUUCUAAUAUUGAGGCCAGCGGUGGUGUUGGGAGACUCAACCAGCACCCUCCGGCGUCAAAAUCCGCCGUGGAUUCGUUGCCGGCGAUUGAGAUUGAGGAGAGACACAUGACCAUGGAAUCACACUGUGCCGUUUGCAAGGAACAUUUUGAACUUGGAACCGCAGCAAGGGAAAUGCCUUGCAAACAUAUAUACCACCCUGAAUGUAUCUUACCAUGGCUCGCAAUUCGAAAUUCUUGCCCCGUUUGUCGCCAUGAAUUGCCUUCUGAUCCACAGCAGAAUACACGUGAUGCUUCAGCAUCAGCAGAGCAAUUGGUUUCCUUAAACGAGGAAGAGAAUGUGGGGUUGACAAUUUGGAGGUUACCAGGUGGUGGUUUUGCGGUGGGAAGGUUUUCAGGAGGAAGAAGAGGAACAGAGAGGGAGUUUCCUGGUGUAUACACAGAAGUUGAUGGUGGGUUUAACAAUGUUAUUGGUGAACCGAGGAGGGUUUCUUGGUCAGUAUCAACAUCAUCUAGAGGGAGAAGGACAAGUGGUGGUGGAUUGCGCAGAAUGUUUAGCAGUUUGUUUAGUUGCUUGAGAGGUGGAGUUAGGCCUCAGCACUCUGCUUCUUCUACUAUAGAAUAUUCUGGAUCCAUGAGAAGGAGUAAUAGUGCAUCUCGUUCCAACGCGGAUCCCUCUCCACGUUCUCGCAGGACUUGGUCUAUGGAUGUUAAUAGUGGAAUGAGACCAUGGUAACUACUCAACCUGGUAAAGGAUAUAUAAAAGAUAUUCAAUGGGAGAAUUUAGAGGGAGAAAAAUGUGGGGGCAAAAAACAUCGGUAUAUUCAUGCUAGUUUCAUAAUAUUAUCUAUAACACCUUCAUAUAAUGUUCAUUUCAUAUUUUUU